Molecule: messenger RNA, 1777 nt
Organism: Tachysurus fulvidraco (yellow catfish)
Lineage: Eukaryota; Metazoa; Chordata; Actinopteri; Siluriformes; Bagridae
Product: sushi, von Willebrand factor type A, EGF and pentraxin domain-containing protein 1
Exons: 10
Coding region: 109-1161 (350 amino acids)
Molecular function (GO): protein binding
Source: RefSeq, a predicted model, not a curated record
CUCGGCUUGUUCCGCACUGCUGAUUUGAGCGCUUCGGCUCUGCUUUAUGAAACAUCUCUAUCGAGUACAGUGUAAAAUGUUGUGACUGCUUAAGGAAUCACUGAAAACAUGGCACAUUUGGGAAUCCAGUCUGUUGUCGUGGGACUCUGUUUGUUCGGAGUAGUGAGAAGUCAGACUACUCUCACCCCAGCUGUGACCACAACCACCAUCACUGAGAACGUGACCACCAUCACGGUUAAUUGGAGUAUGUCCUCAACCACCCCUAUCAUGCUCAGCACCACUACACCUGGCUGCUCGAACUUGAACAUCUCUAGUUGUGAGGCCUGUGCACCAGGCACCUACUAUGACAAUGAGACGUUACUGUGUUCAUGUUGUCCGGAGCCUGGGCUGUGUAUUUUCCCCAGAGGCUGUCGUUCCUGCUCAUUGGGCUUUUAUCAACCGCUAGCAGGCCAGAAGACAUGUCUUCCCUGCACACCAGGCUUCUACUCUAAUCUCACAGGGAGCCCUGUGUGUCAGGCCUGUCCUGCUGGUUCUUAUACUAAUGAAAGUAGUGCAGUGUCAUGUCAGGCCUGUGCUCCAGGUUUUUAUGCAUCCACACAGAAUGCCACCAACUGUAACCAAUGUCCGGAGGGUACAUACUGCAACUCCUCCAGUUGUGCUCAAUGCCAAAUGUGUCCUUCCGGCUCUGAAGCCCUACAGACUGGCAGCAUGCAGUGUUCCCCCUGUCGCCCAGGCAUGUACAAGACCUCCCACCAGAAAAUGUGCCAGAUCUGCAGCAGCGGAUUCUAUCAGGUCCAAUGGGGCCAGGAGAACUGUGACGUCUGCCCUGAAGAUCACUACUGCCCAAGUCCUGAUGUUAAUCCAAUUCAGUGCCCUAGUGAUGCGUUUUGCCCCGAGGGCAGCACUGCUCCAGGUUAUUGCAUGGAGACUUUCUUCAGGAAGGCUGGAGACACGUGCGAACUUUCUCCUCUCACCAUAGCUCUAAUUGUCAUUGGAGGAGGAUUGUUUCUUCUGUUUAUUUCCCUACUGGUUUUUCGUCGGAGGAGGGAUACAGACGGUGAACUGUCUCUCUCUCGUGCCCCACUUCUGCGGAAGGACCGUCCUUCUCGCCAGGUGUAUGGAGUCCCGUGUGAUGCAGAUCCUGUGUAUGCAGGGUGGUGACACAAUGGCAAUGCACAGACCAAAAACAAACUCAAAAUCCUUUCAAGCUAUUGCAAACUCAGAAAUUCUACUGAAUACCUGACAAAAUAUUUGCACCUUUCUGAUGUUCAUAGUUCCUAGAUGUUUUCAGUUGCCUGGGUUUUUUAUAUGUGCACUCUGACAAAUCAAACUGUCUUCUGUCAACUGUCAACAAAUGAUGUUGUUCACUUCUGUACACUGCACACUGGCUGAAUGAAUGCAAAGGAGUAUCAUUGUAGAUGUUUGUGUUUAUCUUCUUUUUAACAAGGUCAGUUGGGACACAUCUGACAGUGAGAAUACAAUGAGAAACAUGUAUUGUUUAGUUAUAGCACUGGUCUUUAAUAUGUUGUAUAGUGAGGAUUUGGAUAAUUCUGGACUCUUCCAGUUGCCUGUAAGAUUGUAUUUAUUUACUUGAGCCUCUUUAUAUUUUAUUACAUAUGGUACAUAAGGAACUGUUUAUGGAAAGAACUGUAUAAGGAACUGUUUAUGGAAUCUGUAAUCUUUUCAUUAUUUAAAAGAUUAAUGUCAUUUUGAAACUUUUAAAAGAAACACAAAUGGCCUUGGCUAGAAAAUAAACUUUGCACAAGUUUCAAAUGAA